UCAUAAAUACCGCCUCGCCAUCCUUCCUCGCCUUCCACAUCUCCGUCCACCUCGCCGCCGGCGACCAUGGGACUCUUCCGGCUGGCAACGGGCAUUCCCGGUCCUAGCGGGUUCGGAUCCGCGUCCACAGCCGAGCUGGUCACUGCCGGCGUCGACGCCUCCCACCUCACCGCCAUAGUCACCGGAGGAGCCAGUGGGAUCGGAACAGAGACUGCGCGAGUUCUUGCGCUCCGAGGAGCUUGUGUGAUCAUCGCGGCGAGAAACAUGGAGGCGGCGAGCGAGGCGAAGAGGCUCAUUCUGCAGUCGUCGUCGUCAGCGAGAGUUGACAUCUUGAAGCUCGAUCUGAGCUCACUGAAGUCAGUCAAAGAGUUUGCAGAUGAAUUCCUUUCCAUGGACCUACCUCUUAAUAUACUAAUAAACAAUGCCGGUGUUAUGUUUUGCCCUUUUCAGCUUUCAGAGGAUGGAAUUGAGCUCCAAUUCGCUACAAAUCAUUUAGGUCAUUUUCUAUUGACAAACCUUCUUCUUGAGAAAAUGAAGAGCACAACAAGAGAAACAGGGAUCGAAGGUCGAAUUGUGAAUCUAUCCUCCAUUGCUCACACAUAUACCUACCCAAACGGCAUCUGGUUCGACAAGCUCAACGAUAAGAAUGUCUACUCAGACAAGAAGGCCUAUGGACAGUCUAAGUUAGCCAAUUUGCUGCAUGCAAAUGAGCUCUCAAGAAGGCUAAUGGAAGAAGGUGCAAAUAUUACUGUUAAUUCAGUUCAUCCAGGGUUGAUCAUGACAAACUUGAUGAGGCAUUCAUUUCAACUAAUUAGGUUUUUGAAAGUGUUCAGCUACAUCUUUUGGAAGAAUAUCCCACAGGGAGCAGCUACAACGUGCCUUGUCGCACUACAUCCAAGCCUUAAGGGAGUGACAGGGAAGUACUUCUACGACUGCAAUGAAGAGUUGCCAAGUAAAUUGGCAAGGGAUGAAGCAUUGGCAAGAAAGCUCUGGGACUUCAGUGAAAACCUAGUUAAGUCAGUUCAGCAAUAAUAAAUAAAUAUAUAAUAAUAAUAAAUAUUUAUUUGAUGUAUGAUUAAUAAUAAUGUAAUGGUUGAUGGGACAUUAUGAUAUCA
Zingiber officinale is the source of this 1115-nucleotide messenger RNA. RefSeq names its product short-chain dehydrogenase TIC 32 B, chloroplastic-like. The transcript is spliced from 8 exons. Bases 67 to 1032 code for a protein of 321 amino acids. NCBI's taxonomy places the organism in Eukaryota, Viridiplantae, Streptophyta, Magnoliopsida, Zingiberales, Zingiberaceae. The record is from RefSeq and is a predicted model, not a curated record.